Molecule: messenger RNA, 685 nt
Organism: Chilo suppressalis (striped riceborer)
Lineage: Eukaryota; Metazoa; Arthropoda; Insecta; Lepidoptera; Crambidae
Source: the annotation of a GenBank genome assembly
CGCGGGCGGCCCGGAUUCAAUUCCCUCCGAGCCGAGGAAAGAUUAUUUAUUAAAUUAUAUUAAAAGUUUUACUUGCAUCGUGGUUUCAAAAAACCACAUAAUUUUAUAUGAAUUAUACUAUAGGGACUAUAGUUUUUGCUCUUGAGCUUUUGUUAUUUCGGCGUGGCGACCUACGUGGCCGAGUGGUUUGUACGCCGUGUUUCAAGGUGUCGCCUACUCGAGAGGUCUCGGGUUCGAAUCCCGGUGAGGGCAGAUGUUUGUGUGAUGAAUACGAGCAUUUGUACACAAGUCAUGGAUGUAUAUAUAUAUGUAUGUAUUUACCUAUGUACAUAAGGAAAUUUAUUGUCACACAUAAAAACUUUUCUUUUGGAAUGCUUACCGCAAAAAAGUUUAUUGAAUUCGAAUUUCGAAUUGUUCAUGAAAAUAAAAAUGCCUGUGUUCAAAAUCACGGAGGCCAUUUUGAAUAAACUUUAUUGUCAUAAGAAUCUAUGUUUUGUUAAGUUUAUUUUGGUGUAUAAAUGGUUACAUAAUGAAUAAACUUGUUUCAAUUAUUUGAUAUUAAACAUGUGACAGAAUUUAUGACCUGACUAGAUAUACUUAUAUAUGUACAGUAUAUGUAUUCUAUCCGUUACCCUAGUAUCCCAUAACACAAGCCUUUACAGUGCUUACUUUGGGGCUAGGCUAA